AUGAGCGGCCCGAUAGAGUCAUUCACCACCGGCCCACCCAUCUACUGCCCUCCAAAGGGCCGCAUGGUCCUGGGCGAGGGUCCUAUUUACCGCGCCAGCGAUUCCACGCUGCACUGGUUUGACUGUCUGUCCACACCAGCUGAACUAUACAUCCUUCCAGUCGAUCCAGUAACCGGACUGCCGACAGGCAAAGAAGCUCGCAUUCUGCCCCUAGCCGAUAGCAUCAGCGUUGCGGCGUUUCGUCGCGAUAGGCCCGGUAGCUAUAUUGCGGCACAUUACCAGGGCGUUUGCUUCCUGGACGAAGCAAGUGGCCAGUUUGAACUUGUUCGCGAGAUUAUCCCGAAAGCAGAGCGAGAUCAGCGUCGGUUUAAUGAUGGGGGUGUCGAUGCUGCUGGUCGUUUCUGGUUGGCAGAGAUAGAUGUCAACGGUGUGAACUUUGACCAAAAUGCUUGGCCCGAGGGCUAUGGUGAGCCUAAGGGAAGACUCUGGAGAUAUGAUCCCGAUGGCAGUUUGCAUAUGAUGAUCUCUGGUGGGAUUUUGUGUGGGAAUGGAGUGAAGUGGAGCCCUGAUAAUAAGACCAUGUAUCUCAAUGACUCUGUCGGGAUGAAGAUUACGGCUCUCGACUUCGACCUCGAAACUGGCAAUGUUUCGAAUCGGCGUACCUUGGUUGAUUUCCGUGCCACUGGUGCGGAGCCAGAUGGAUUGGUUCUCGACACCGAUGGUAACCUGUGGGUUGCUGUAUAUGCCACGAGCAGCAUCAUGGUCUUCAACCCGGACGGCCAAAAACUCAAGGAAAUCAAGCUGCCAGCAAAGUACAUUACGUGUCCGACAUGGGGUGGCAAAAACAAUGACAUUCUAUACAUGACGACCGCACGCGAUCGUACAGAUAAUCCGGAUCCCAGCGAUGAUGGUGGACACAUGUACAUGUUUAAGCCCAGCGGCGUCCAAGGGCACGUGAAGUAUGAGUUCCCAGGCUAA
Molecule: messenger RNA, 978 nt
Organism: Penicillium argentinense
Lineage: Eukaryota; Fungi; Ascomycota; Eurotiomycetes; Eurotiales; Aspergillaceae
Product: SMP-30/gluconolactonase/LRE family protein
Exons: 3
Coding region: 1-978 (325 amino acids)
Biological process (GO): L-ascorbic acid biosynthetic process
Molecular function (GO): calcium ion binding; gluconolactonase activity
Source: RefSeq, a predicted model, not a curated record